Messenger RNA from Helianthus annuus (common sunflower), 1563 nucleotides. Its product is annotated as glycosyltransferase BC10. The coding region runs from base 204 to 1385 and encodes 393 amino acids. NCBI's taxonomy places the organism in Eukaryota, Viridiplantae, Streptophyta, Magnoliopsida, Asterales, Asteraceae. The record is from RefSeq and is a predicted model, not a curated record. Gene Ontology annotation, cellular component: membrane. Gene Ontology annotation, molecular function: glycosyltransferase activity. The transcript has a single exon.
UUAAGGAACAAUCAAAUCUAUUCAAUCUAAAGCUCGAGCUCAAACCAUCUCCACACGCAUUAACAACCCUUGAAAAAGUAAAUAACAUAAACUUUGAGAAGCGAGCAAAUCAUAGGAAUUCGAACUUCCAUUGAAUGAGAGCUUCCAUCAAAACCAAACGUACUAUGCUUCCAUUUCCUCCCAUCUUAUAAUAACACACACUCAUGUCUCCCACCCCUCUCUCCCUCCUUUGCGCUCUUCUUCUUACUCUUCCCCUUGCUAUCGUCUUCACCAUCACCACCGACAUUGCCACCACCACCAUCCACCCUCUCCCCACCGUCCGCCACCAACACCCCAUCAUCAAACCACCAACAAAAACCACAACCCAUUCACAAAAACCCAUUACAAAACCGAUUUUCCCGCCACCUCCGCCGCCAUUUGUAGAUAAUGAUAAUGAUGAUAAUGAUACCUCACUUUUCCAGCUGGCAUCUCGGGUCAACCCGAACCCAUCACCAACCGGAGCCCCGAAAAAGCUCGCAUUCAUGUUCCUCACAACCGGACCUCUACCCUUGGCCCCACUUUGGGAGCUAUACUUCAACCGUACCAAACGACACAAUCUAUACAACAUAUACAUACACGCCGACCCUAACCUUAAACAACACGACCUUCUUUAUCAAGGCGUGUUCACCAACCGCACCGUCCCAUCCAAACCCACGCGCCGCUACACACCCUCACUCGCCGCCGCUCAUAAACGGCUGCUUGCUCACGCUCUACUCCACGACCCGUUAAAUUACAUGUUUGCCCUUGUCUCACCUACAUGCAUUCCUCUUCACUCCUUCGAUUUCACUUAUAAAACAUUAAUAAAAUCCUCAAAAAGCUUCAUAGAAAUCCUCGAAAACGAGGGUGGCGCGUGGGGGAGAUAUGCGGCGCGUGGAGACACGGCGAUGCUUCCGGAAGUGGAGUUUGGAAAAUUUAGAAUUGGGUCUCAGUUUUCGGUUUUGACACGUCAACAUGCCACGGUGGCAGUAAACGACACGCGUAUAUGGUCUAAGUUUAAACUACCGUGUCUAGAGGAGAAUGUGUACAGGUGUUACCCUGAGGAGAAUUAUUUCCCUACGCUCUUGUCCAUGGUAGAUAGGGUAGGAUGCGUGCCGGCUACGUUGACUUUUGUUGACUGGAAGGGGCGACAUGAUGGUCACCCGCAUACGUUUCACGGGUCGGAAGUGGGCCCGGAGUUGAUCAGGACCAUUCGUGGACGGAGGCCUAGGUAUGGUGAUGAGGAGAUCAACGGUUCAGAUGUGUCUGUGAGGAAACGGGGUGACCCGUUUCUGUUUGCGAGGAAAUUCGGGUCGGAUACGGUGGGUAAGUUGAUGGAUAUAGCAAACGACGUCAUUUUACGAGAUUAAUAAGUUAAUAACUGAUAAGGUGAUAGAUUAAGGCAGAAAGUGGGAACAAACCCGUGCUUUAUGAUGUAAUAAAUGGUGGUUAUAACUGUAAUCAUUAUACUUUAUUUUGGUAAUUGUAAUUAUUGUUAUUGUUAUACUUGUUUAUGUUAACAUUAAUUCUGAUGUAAAGAGCAUAUUA